UUAUAUCAAUAUUAGGGGAAACCGCUUGGUCCUGAGCUCUGUCGCCCUCUCUAUCAUUCUCUGCGAUCUAAAGAAUCAACACUCUUAAUCGAAGCGUUCAGCAGCACGGAUCUGUCUCUCUUCUCUCCGAUCACUUAGGACCCGUGAGAGCUUUCUAUCGAUUUGCUCUUUAUCAAUUUUCAACUGGACAUCUCUCUCUCUCAAAAUCUUUUUCCUCUCUAGGGUUUCCAUAUACACGUUCCCUCCCCCAAUUGAAAAAAAAAAAAGAAAAAAAAAACUCAGGUUCUGCAAAUUAUUUUGAUUGACCUUGCUAUGACAAGUGAAUUAUGACGUCAAGUAUGUUGAAUGGAGAGAGAAGAUGGGCCUCUGCAAGAAGAAGUGGCAUGACUGUGUUGGGGAAAGUUGCUGUUCCCAAGCCUAUCAAUUUACCAAGCCAAAGGUUAGAAAAUCAUGGCCUGGACCCAAAUGUUGAAAUUGUUCCCAAGGGUACCCAUAGUUGGGGCAGUAGAUCAUCUUCUUCCGCAUCAAAUGCAUGGGGUUCUUCCUCUUUGUCUCCAAAUAAUGAUGGUGGAACUGGUUCACCAAGCCAUCUUAGUGGCCGCCCUUCAUCUGGUGGAAGUGGCACUCGACCAUCAACUGCGGGUAGUGACAAAGCUAAUGAACCUAUUGUUAAUGCAUGGGGUUCAAAUUCUAGGCCAUCAUCAUCUUCUGGAGCAUUGCCAUCAAAUCAGACAUCACAUGGAGCAUUGCGUCCUCGUAGUGCAGAAACAAGACCUGGUAGCUCACAAUUAUCGCGGUUUGCUGAACAUUUGUCUGAUAAUUCAGUGGCAUGGCAUGCAAUGGGAACAGCAGAUAAGUUGGGAGUAACAUCCUCUAAGAACGAUGGGUUUUCUCUGACUUCUGGAGAUUUUCCAACACUUGGAUCAGAAAAGGACAAUUCCGGAAAGAAUGCAGAUUCUCAAGAUCAUGAUUCUCAUGGUCAUCCAGGCUCAUCUUCUGCUAGUGUAACAUCCAGGAAGGAGGGGACUGGGGAUUCUGCAGGUGAUGUUUCUGUGCAUGCGAAUGUGAAGAGUGGAGCUGAUGGCCCCUGGAGAAGAGAGAAUUCUCUGUAUGGUGAAGAUGUAGCCAGGACCAAUGUGGAGAAGUGGUAUACUGAUCACCAACCAUAUCCUAAUUCUAGUAUUCCCCCUCAGCAUUAUGAUUCUUGGCAUGGUCCUCCCGUAAAUAAUCAUCCAGGUGGGGUAUGGUGUAGAGGACCUCCGGGAGGUCCACCAUUUGGGUCUCCAGUUGCACCUAGUGGCUUUCCCAUGGAACCAUUUCCUUACUACCGACCACAGAUUCCCCCUCCUGCUCUUGCCAAUCCACAGCCAGUUCCUCCACCAGGAGCUGCGCCUAGAGGCCCCCACCCAAAAAAUGGGGACAUGUACCGACCUCAUUUGCAUGAUGCUUAUAUGCGACCAAUUGUGCCUCUCAGGCCUAGUUUUUAUCCUGGACCAGUGCCUUGUGAGGGCUAUUAUGGUCCUCCCAUGGGCUACUGCAAUCCCAAUGAACGUGAUGUUCCGUUCAUGGGAAUGGCAAUGGGCCCUGCUGCAUAUAACAGGUAUCAUGGUCAAAAUAUUCCUGAUCCUGGCAAUUCUCAUGGCAGAACCAGUGGAUAUGGUCUGAGUAGUAAAGCAAUGGUUUUGGAUCAAGUGGAACCUGUUCAUCCUCAAGAUAUUCGAGGACCUUACAAAGUUCUUCUGAAGCAGCAUGAUGGCUGGGAGGGAAGAGAUGAAGAGCAGAAGUUUGAUGACACCAUGAAAACUAAUGCAUCAUAUCCUCUGAAGGGGGAGCAUACAAGAAAGUCAUCUUGGGAGAAUGACUGGAGGGCAGAUAACAGAAAGGAUCAUGAGUUGGAAGCAAGAAGAAUGGCAGUUAUUGAGGAAUCGUCUUCUGAGGCUGUUGACAAUCAAGGAGUUGUCCCUAUGAAAGUGAAGUCACCUGAAAGUAUGGGGAAAUUGAACGCAUCUUAUGACAAUUCAGUUAAGAAAUUUGAAGAUGCAGCUUCUAAUGUUCCUCAAGUAUUAGCAACUCCUAAAGAUUCCAGUCUGAUUCAAAAAAUAGAAGGUUUAAAUGCAAAAACCAGGGCUUCUGAUGGACGACAAGAUGUUAAACCUGUCUCUAGUGUGGAAGAGCAGAAGAAUAAAUUUCAAGUUGGUAAUGUCUUUACUGGUUGUUCUACAAAUGAGGCAGUUGUUGGUUCUUUAUCUUAUGAAAAGACUUGUGUCAGUGGAAUUAUCAAUUCUGCCCCACAUGAAGACUGCUUUUCUGCUGGAGUUAGGAGCCUCGAAUCAACAAUAGUGAGUGGAAGUGGAACAGCCAUCCCCAGGAGGUCCUCUCAUGGCAUGCAUGGUAGAGCUGAUCAUCGUGGUAAAGGAAGAUUUAAUACUCAAGAAGCUGAUGGGUGGCGGAAAAAAUCUCAAGUUGCAGAUCCACAAAGCAUUGUGUCAACUGUACAUUGUGAAAUUUCUUCUGUUAACGGGCAAGACCAUAAUUCAGCAGAGGCUACUCAGAAUUCUGUGAUGCAUCCUUCAGUGAAGGACGAUGGAGAAUCCAUGGCACCAAACUUUGAACCAAGUGACAGCCAGCGGGCUAAGAUGAGAGAGCUAGCCAAGAGAAUUAAACAGCGAGAGAAGGAAGAGGAAGAACGGACAAGAGAGCAGAGAGCCAAGGCUCGUGCAAAAUUGGAAGAGUUGAACAGGCGUACACAAGCAGGGGAAGGUGUAACUCAGAAGUUGGAAAAUGUUCCUGCCAUUUCUAUCCAGAAUAGGCAAGAAGAAUCCUUAAAUCUUGCCCAACCAACCAUAACUACAAGCAAAUCUGGAGCACCAAGUUCAUCUUUUGAUUACAACCCAAAUACUGUUGCACAGAGUAGGGAGAAGUUGGAAACUCUUCCUAGUGGUGUUGUCCAGAAUAGGCAUGAGGUAGCCGCUACUGCUGGGCCACCAAUUGUUGUUUCUAGCAAAUCUAGGGCAUCAAGUUCAGCUUCGGGAUCCAGCCCAAGUAUGGCUGUGCAUGGUGAAAUUAGCAUGAAUACUGUUGACAAAUCCAUCAGUAUGGCAAGCAAUGUGCCUCUUGAGACACCAAAGAUUGUAAACAAUGAAUCUGUUGGGGUGCAUGAGCAAUUGAAGCCAUUCCAACCAGAGAGUAAUAAUGCUGAUGCUGCUCACAGCAGUAGUGCACCACGGGUUAAUGACAGUGGUGCUUCUAAGCAGAAGCGUACAGGCAAUAGACAAAAGCAGAAUAGCCCCUUGGAAAAAAUUUCCAAUGAGAAAUUGAGUUCUUCCUUUGGAACUGAGGCAUCAAAAGGCCAUACUGAUAUGGUAGAGAAUGUUGCUGAUGAGAUUGAUUUGAACUGCGAGUUAAAUUUGCCUAGCAUCGCAGCUGAGUCUUCAGUACAUCAUAGAAGGAAGAACAGGAAUGGGAAGAACAGGCACAAAAUGGAGGCGGCGCUGUCUGCAGCAGUUUUACCAUCCGUGAUAUCAAAAGAUACAACAACUUUAGACACUUUGGUUGAAAGUGUUAAGGCAAAGAGUUCUGAGUCUAAGAUUUCUGAAUCUAUUUUGGAUCCUAGUGCAGUCUGUUCCCCAACUGAUGCAAAUGAUGCAAAUCAAUCUUCAGAGCUGCGCUCAUCAUUAACAAAUGAAGAAACCCACAUCAGAGUGAAUAAUCAGUGGAGAUCUCAGCAUCCUCGCAGGAUGCCGAGAAAUCCACAAAGUAAUAAAUCAGCUGAGAAAAACCACAGUGGUGAUGCUGUUGUAUGGGCUCCUGUGCGAUCACAACAUAAAACUGAGGUUUCUGAUGAAGCCAAUCAGAAUAGCUUAGUUGAGUCUGUUCUGUCCACAAAGAGUGAUCAACAGGUGCAGAAUAAUCCAAGAAACAAGAGAGCGGAAAUGGAGAGAUACAUUCCAAAGCAUGUAGCCAAAGAACUAUCUCAGCAAGGUGGCAGUCAUCAAGCAGUUGUUCCCUCAAGCAAUGAGAUUACAUCAUAUGAAACUGCUGAAAGGCCCGAGUCUGGUUCUUUGGGCAUUGAAAGUUCCCAAACCUAUGGUACAGCAACUGUGAUGUUUAGUGCUGCCAUGGAAUCCCGGAAUGGGGACGUCGGGCAGAACAAGUUGGGAAAAGUGCAUGGAGCAUGGCGUCAACGGGGUGCAGCUGAAUCAACUACUUCAAAUCUGAGUAGAAGUUUUCAGAAAUCAAUCGAGGAUCAUCAACAACAGAAACCAGAUGUAUGUUCCACGAAAGAGCAACCAAGGAAUUCUGAUGAAUGGAAUGAUUCUGAUGGAUGGAACAUGCCUGAAAAUCCUGAUACAGCAAGUACUGUUCCUGUUUUAAAAGAACAGGGGGUGACUGCCAGAGUAAAGCGGCAACCACACAAGGGUCACAAGGGCACAGGAUACAAUCACAAUCCUGAUGAGAAGAGAACUAGGGGGGAUGCUGAUAAAAUGUACAUACAAUCUGUGGUUUCUGAGAUACAUCAAAUAGACUUAUCUGUAGCUUCAAAAGAAAAUCAUUCGGCUGGGGAACGAUCAACGUCUCAGUGGCAGCCUAAAUCUCAGCCAAUUUCAGCCACUAGUCAACGAGGAAGCCGGAUCACUAAUAGCUUGAAUGAAGGCAGUGAAGGUGGUAGGGCUAUUAAGGAGUCUACUCAGCAUGGGGAGCCACUUUUACCUCAGCCAGAUAAGGAUGCUGCUGCAGUUAGGCCUCAGUCUCACCAUGGUCAGUCGCCGUCUGAAAAGAACAAUUUGGAAGAAGCUCCAGCUGUUGGGCAUCAAGAGCCUAAGAGAGAAAGGAAGAUAGCUGCACAGAGAGGACGUCCUGGUAGCCCUGUUGAAUCAUCAUCCCCUAAUAUGGACAUUCGGCACGACAAACGCAUGUCUUCAGGGUUCCGCAAAAAUGGAAAUCAGAAUAGCCGAUUUAGUAGAGACCAUGAAUCUCGUGGAGAUAGGAGUGGAUCUGGGAAAGAUAGCAAGCAACAUAAUGUACAUGCAGUCCGGGAGAGAGACAGACAUAAUUCACAUUACGAGUACCAUCCAGUUGGGCCCCACAACAGUGGCAAAGCAAACAACUUGGAAGUUCCCAAAGAUGUUUCCCAUAACUACUCUGGGACAGGGUAUAGAGAGAGGGGCCAGGGUCACUCGAGGCAUGGUGCGGGCAACUUUUAUGGACGGCAAACUGGCAGUGUUCAAGUAGAUGCUGGUCACGACUAAGGUGAAAUUCAGAGAGGGGUUUUUUGGUAGUGCCUAAAACCAGCUUCCAAAGAUAUUUGUGGCUCGAUCUCUAACACUUUCAGGGCUUGGAGUAUGCAGAGGGUGUCAAGGCCAAAAAAGAAAAUAUUGAAUUAUGGGAGUUGCUUGAUGUGGUUGAUUUCUUUUCAUUUUUUCUAAAUGUAUCUGAUCUGAUAGGGUUUUAAUUUGGUCACAGUAUGCAUGCUGUGGAACUCUCAAUGUGUUUUGAGCAGUGUAUUCAGUUAUCUUUAUUUCUUUGCUCUUAGUAUGGAACGCUAGAUAGAAUUUAGUGGAGAUGGGAGCUUUUCUGGUUCUCCUGUUUAAUUUCAACCUUCUCUUUUUUUUUU
This is a messenger RNA of Hevea brasiliensis (rubber tree), 5614 nucleotides long. RefSeq names its product protein MODIFIER OF SNC1 1. NCBI's taxonomy places the organism in Eukaryota, Viridiplantae, Streptophyta, Magnoliopsida, Malpighiales, Euphorbiaceae. The transcript has 11 exons. The record is from RefSeq and is a predicted model, not a curated record. Gene Ontology annotation, biological process: epigenetic regulation of gene expression. Bases 327 to 5249 code for a protein of 1640 amino acids.